AAAAUUGGUGAACCGGCAGGCCAGCGCCAACAGCUUCUGUGACAAGCUCAGAAGAGCAAAGUGUGGACCAAAGAAUAAUCACAUCACCAAACCAUUUCAGAUGGAGGCGGAUGCAGACCAGAAACGACACCGAACACGCUCCAAAGGUAUCCGAGUCCCCAUAGAACCAGUAAUCCAAGAACUGUUCAGUUGUCCAACUCCUGGUUGUGAUGGCACAGGUCAUGUUAGUGGCAAAUACGCAAGGCACAGAAGUGUCUAUGGUUGUCCAUUGGCUAAAAAACGAAAAAUACAAGACAGGCAACCAAGUGAACCGGCCCCCAAGAGAAAACCGUUCCUGGUGAGAACGGACAAUUCCUCUGUAGACGAGUGCUGUGAGACCGAUGGGACUGAAGAGUUGGAUGAGAAUGAUGAGGAAUACUCUGAUGACAAUGACGAGCGUGAGGAAGAUGAGGAAGAGGAGGAGGAUGUGGAAGCAGAAGAGGAGGAUGAAGAAGAGCUCGAAGAGGAAGAAGAGGAGGACGAAGAGGACGAAGAAGAUCAAAGUAAUGAACAAGAAGACCUUCAAGACGUACCUGACAAUAUCAGGAGAAACCAGGACAAUGAGAAAGAUGAUAACAACAAUGAUGAAUAUGACAAUUAUGAUGAGCUUGUUGCAAAGUCAUUGUUAAACCUGGGCAAGAUAGCUGAAGAUGCUGCCUUCAGGGCUAUGACUGAGUCUGAAAUGAGUGACAGUACAGCACGUGACCUGGAGGACGAAAGUGACAAUAAUGGGAGCAGGGGUAGAAAAGCAAAUAAAGGUGAUUCCAGCCAGUUGAGUUUGGAUGUGGACAGUGAUGUUGUUAGGGAAACAGUGGACUCCCUUAAAUUACUCGCACAAGGACAUGGGGUGGUACUUUCAGAUAACACAAAUGUUAGGGGCUAUGUAGAUGGGUUAAUACAGAAUGAAGGUAGAAAUGCGACCUUAGGAUCAUGCAAAUCCACCAUUGAUGGUGUAGAAAAACAUGCUGAUGAGAGUGACGAGGCUGUUUGCCUGAGCAGUUUGGAGUGCUUAAGGAACCAAUGUUUUGACUUGGCCAGGAAGCUAAGUGAAAGUCAGCAUGAAGAAAGAAAUCAGCAACAUCAUUUUAGCGAUUGUCAACAGAACAGACCUGAUGAUGACAUUACAAGAAAAAUGUCAGAUCGGAACUAUUCAGAUAUGGUGAACUUGAUGAAGCUUGAGGAACAACUUAGUCCUCGGUCCCGAGCCUUUGCUUCUGGCGUUAAGGAAGAAGACUCUCGUGACAGAGAUGACGACACGGCCUCGGUCAAGUCUGACCGUUCUGAGGAAGUGUUUGAUAUGACAAAAGGAAACUUGACGCUAUUAGAAAAGGCAAUUGCACUGGAAACUGAAAGGGCAAAGGCAAUGAGAGACAAAAUGGCAAUGGAAGCUGCAAAGAGAGACAAUUCAGAUCAGAUUCCAAGGCAUCAUGUUGGAGAUGAGAAGAAAUCUAGAUCUUCUGAUGGUCAUGUUAAAAAGCCAUACUAUCCUAAAGACUCGUCAAGGCCUGAAAAGAAAGAAAGCAAGUGUCCGACACCUGGGUGUGAUGGAACUGGUCACGUCACUGGCCUUUAUCCCCACCAUCGCAGCUUGUCAGGCUGCCCACACAAAGACAGGGUUCCCCCAGAAAUUCUUGCCAUGCAUGAAAAUGUGCUUAAGUGUCCUACACCAGGCUGCACUGGGAGAGGCCAUGUAAAUAGCAACAGGAAUUCUCACAGAAGUCUCUCUGGAUGUCCCAUCGCUGCCGCAGAGAAGCUGGCUAAGGCUCAAGAAAAGCAUCACAGCAAUGAAGCAGCAAAAUCCAACCAGGGGUCAGACCGUGUAUUAAGGCCUAUGUGUUUUGUUAAGCAGCUCGAGAUCCCACAGUAUGGCUACAGGCACAAUGUGUCCACCACCACACCUCGUUCUAACUUGGCCAAAGAGCUGGAGAAAUAUUCCAAGACAACAUUCGAAUACAACAACUAUGACAACCAUGUUUUUGGAAAACGCGCCAUUGCCCCCAAAGUACAGACCAGGGAGGCAUCUCCCAAAGGAUAUGAUGCGAAGCGCUUUUGCAAGAACUCCAGUUCGGCCAGCAGCACCACGAGCAGUUACGCCCCCAGCAGCAGCAGCAGCAGCAUCAGCUGCGGGGGAGGCAGCAGUGCCAGCAGCACCUCUAGCAAGAGCAGCUUCGACUACACACACGACAUGGAGGCGGCUCACAUGGCAGCCACGGCCAUUCUCAAUCUGUCCACCAGGUGCCGAGAGAUGCCCCAAAACCUCUCAACAAAACCUCAGGAUAUAUGUGCUAGAAACCCUGAGAUCGAGGUGGAUGAGAAUGGAACCCUAGAUCUGAGCAUGAACAAACAGAGGCACAUGGAUGGCAGCUGUGGCAGCAACAGCAGUACUGGUUUGCUGACUCCAUUAGAACCAAUGUCCCCACAACGGCAGAACAUGAUGGUCAACAAGUGCUAUCCAAUGAACGAGAGUGAUUGCUGGGACUUGCCGGUAGACUACACCAGAAUGAAACCUCGGACGAUGGACGAGGAGGAUCUCAAAGAGCCGGAUGACAUGGAUCCAUUUCAGGAAAGCCUGGAAGAACGAAGGUAUCCCGGUGAGGUCACAAUACCCAGUCCCAAGCUUAAAUAUGGGCAAUGCAAGGACAACAACAAAAAAGAUCUGAUAACAUGUCCAACACCAGGGUGUGAUGCGAGUGGUCAUGUCACGGGUAAUUACGCCUCACAUAGAAGUCUCUCCGGCUGUCCACUGGCUGACAAAAGUAUUCGAAGUAUGAUGGCUACCAGCUCUCAAGAACUCAAGUGUCCGACCCCUGGGUGUGAUGGAUCUGGGCAUAUUACUGGAAACUAUGCUUCUCAUAGGAGCCUUUCAGGCUGCCCCCGAGCAAAGAAAAGUGGAAUCAAAAUAGCUCAAAGCAAGGAUGACAAAGAAGAUCAAGAACCUAUCAAAUGUCCGGUUCCUGGGUGUGACGGUCAAGGACAUGUGACUGGAAAGUACGCAUCACAUCGCAGUGCAUCAGGGUGCCCUCUCGCUGCAAAGAGGCAAAAGGACGGUUACCUCAAUGGCUCCCAGUUCUCAUGGAAGUGUGGGAAAACAGAAGGAAUGACUUGCCCAACCCCAGGGUGUGAUGGCUCAGGACAUGUAAGCGGCAGUUUUCUUACCCAUCGCAGCUUGUCAGGAUGCCCGAGAGCUACUUCUGCGAUGAAGAAGGCAAGGUUAUCAGGAGAAGAGAUGUUAACAAUAAAGCAGCGGGCCAGUAAUGGGAUAGAGAACGAUGAAGAAAUCAAGCAGCUUGAUGAAGAAAUUAAGGAAUUAAAUGAAUCGAAUUCCCAGAUGGAAGCGGACAUGAUCAAGCUUAGAACCCAGAUUACAACAAUGGAGAAUAACCUAAAAACGAUAGAAGAAGAAAACAAAGCAAUUGAACAACAGAACGAGUCCCUUCUGCACGAGUUGGCUAACCUCAGUCAGUCCCUUAUCCAUAGCUUGGCUAACAUCCAAUUACCACAUAUGGAUCCAAUAAACGAACAGAACUUUGAUGCCUACGUGACGACUUUAACGGACAUGUAUACAAAUCAAGAUCGCUAUCAGAGCCCAGAAAACAAAGCCUUGCUGGAAAACAUAAAGCAAGCUGUAAAAGGGAUUCAGGUCUAAAGGCCUGCGUCCACUUUUAGAGAGAUUUUGCUGGGAUGCCUCACGUCUUGCUGCUCUAAUUUACCAGACAGUGUUAAAUAUCGAAACUUUAUUUCUGUUACAAAAAAGUGUUAUGCUUAGGAGACUU
This is a messenger RNA of Callorhinchus milii (elephant shark), 3812 nucleotides long. Its product is annotated as myelin transcription factor 1-like protein. Gene Ontology annotation, cellular component: nucleus. Gene Ontology annotation, molecular function: DNA-binding transcription factor activity, RNA polymerase II-specific; RNA polymerase II cis-regulatory region sequence-specific DNA binding; zinc ion binding. NCBI's taxonomy places the organism in Eukaryota, Metazoa, Chordata, Chondrichthyes, Chimaeriformes, Callorhinchidae. The record is from RefSeq and is a predicted model, not a curated record. Gene Ontology annotation, biological process: regulation of transcription by RNA polymerase II. The coding region runs from base 101 to 3685 and encodes 1194 amino acids. The transcript is spliced from 22 exons.